Messenger RNA from Lachnellula hyalina, 1560 nucleotides. RefSeq lists its product as uncharacterized. Bases 1 to 1560 code for a protein of 519 amino acids. The transcript has 11 exons. The record is from RefSeq and is a predicted model, not a curated record. Lineage: Eukaryota; Fungi; Ascomycota; Leotiomycetes; Helotiales; Lachnaceae.
AUGGCAGCCACGAGAAAGCGUUUAAUCCUUUGCUGCGAUGGGACGUGGAUGGACAGUGAUUCGGGGUUCAACAAACCCACCUUGAUUCCCUACAAGCCUACGGGCACUCUCCAAAGCUUUGAAAAGAACGGGUCGAGAUGGCAUCCCGCAAAUCAUAUAUUACCAUUCCGGCGUAGGACUUCAUCGAGCCUUGUUGAUACCUUGACCGGUGGCAUGCUGGGCAAGGGCAUCUCUGAAAACAUUCGUGAAGUCUACAGCUAUAUUACGGCAAACUACGUUCCCGGAGAUGAGAUAGUUCUAAUCGGAUUCAGCAGAGGAGCCUUUACAGUACGAAGUGUAGCGGGAAUGAUCGACAACAUUGGCCUCUUGACCAGAAGUGGCAUGGAAGAAUUCUACCCGAUCUUCAAAGACCAACAGAAUUUCAGAACUUUGAAACACAAAGAUAUGUUCCCCGAUCUCCCCUUCUCAGACAAGCCCAGCGGAUACGAUGCCCCAAAGAGGUACAAGCAGAUGCUCGAAGAGCGAGACUUGACGAGGGUCUAUAACCCAGAUGGCUCGAAGAUUCGUGUACAGGCUGUAGCGGUGUGGGAUACAGUAGGAUCUCUUGGCAUUCCCAAUCUCUCCAUACUUGCGAGGCUCGGCUUACCGCACUCAACCAAGGAGUACAAAUUCUACGACACAAACCUAGGAACUAUCAGACAUGCCUUUCAAGCCCUAGCGCUAGAUGAGCAUCGACGACCUUUCAGCCCUGCAGUGUGGGAGAGACAUAGAACAGAUAAAACGGAUUUGCGGCAGGUCUGGUUUCCCGGUUCGCAUUCAAAUGUGGGGGGUAGCUACGAUGAUCAGGAAAUGGCGAAUAUCACAUUGGCUUGGAUGAUGGAUCAACUUGCUUCAAUUGGAGUCGCGUUUCAAGACGAGGUCAUCGAACAUAUCUUUCACCAGAACGCCGAGUAUUAUAAGAACCUUCCAGAGCUCGAAGGUCCUGCAACCAAACAAUGGGCCACCAAAGCAAUUUACGAUAAACAUAAGCCCGUUCGACCUUGGGGCCUGGGGAAGCUAUACGAGUCCGAGACUGGAUUUUGGCGCCUCGCUGGCAGCACGCGCCGAACACCCGGCCUCAUCAAGCGCUCAGAUCCAUGGCAUGGCAUCCUGACAGACAUUCCAAUGAAAAACACAAAUGAACGAAUUCAUAGCUGCGUUCGAAUUCGUCUUGAUCUUGAAGGUCUCGGUUUUGAUGACAAAAAAUUGUAUACAUGCCCUGCUUUGUUAGGAAAUGGUCUCUGGCGCUUGAGACAAGUUCACAUGGAUGUCGAUGACCCAAUCCCGUAUGAUUCUUCUUGGGGCCCUCCGCCUGCAGGUCGUCCUGAUGGUCUUCGCUGGAUCUGGGAGUACUCUGGACCUAGUGAUGGAGAGUCACCAUCAGAGCGUAUUCUAGUCGAGGAGACCCUUGGCCCAUACGAAAGGAAACUUCUUCUGUUGAAUAAAGGUGAGGAUAUAUCUCCUAGCGUCAUCGAACGAGUUGGAGAACACGCUGUCAUUGAGAGGUUGCUGCGAAGCUAA